Molecule: messenger RNA, 1053 nt
Organism: Racocetra persica
Lineage: Eukaryota; Fungi; Glomeromycota; Glomeromycetes; Diversisporales; Gigasporaceae
Source: the annotation of a GenBank genome assembly
GUUAUUCAUACAUCAAAAAAAGUUGAAGGUCAAAUUUAUAUUCCAGAGGUCAAUUACGUCUUAAUGGUCUUAGUCGUAUGUGUUUGUAUCGGCUUCAAACAUUCUCAAAACAUGUUGGUUGCUUAUGGCGUAGCUGUUUCAUCUGUGAUGCUUAUUACAACAAUUCUCAUAACAAUCGUAAUUCGUGUUGUUUGGCGUCGUCCUAUUAUUAUUUCAGUUAUAUUCUUUUGCAUUUUUUUCACUAUUGAUGCUUUGUUUUUGGGUGCAACUUUCAGAAAGGUCGCAUCUGGUGGUUGGGUUACCCUGAGUUUUGCAGCAUUUCUUACCAUUAUAAUGUGCGUAUGGAAAUGGGGUACUUCUCAUGUGAUACACCACGAACGUUCACGAACACCUGAUAUCAGUAAAGUUUUUAAAGAAAAAAAAGAUGUUUCUGCUGAUAAUAAUAUUAUGAUAACUACAUUUCCUGAGAUUGAAUCAGAAAACAAUAAGACUAUUUUGGGAAAUGGUAAUGAGAAUGUUUCCACUGAAACUGAAACCAAAUUGACACGCUCACCGGGUAUUAGCCUAUUCUAUAGUGAUAUUGACAUUAUUAUUCCACUUUCUUUCAUACGGUUUGUUAAACACUUUUCAAUAAUACCUCAAAAUGUUAUUUUUAUCACUAUUCGAAUUGUGGCUGAUUCAGAAGUCGAUGAUAAUGAUCGCUUAAAAGUGGGAAAAGUCGAAAAUUACGAAGGUUGUUAUCGAGUAACUGUCAAAUAUGGUUAUUCAGAGCAAAUCUCUCAAGGAAGAGAAUUUCUUUUACAAUUAGUAGAAUCAAUUCGAAAAAUUGAUCCUACUAACAAAAAUUUAAUCAAAGAUUUUAAUCCUGAUAGCGAUCUAGUUACAUACAUUGUAGGACAACAAUCUCUUUAUUCUAAACCUGAUUCUUCAUGGUGGACAAAAAUUUUAGUUAAUGUAUAUAUGUUUAUAUAUUUUAAUUCAAGAAAAUUCUAUAGUAAUUGGGAUAUUCCUGUUGAGAGUACUGUUGUUGUUGGUGUAAAUAUUCCGAUUUAA